Pseudovirgaria hyperparasitica is the source of this 1449-nucleotide messenger RNA. Its product is annotated as cytochrome P450. The coding region runs from base 1 to 1449 and encodes 482 amino acids. The record is from RefSeq and is a predicted model, not a curated record. NCBI's taxonomy places the organism in Eukaryota, Fungi, Ascomycota, Dothideomycetes, Acrospermales, Acrospermaceae. Gene Ontology annotation, molecular function: monooxygenase activity; iron ion binding; oxidoreductase activity, acting on paired donors, with incorporation or reduction of molecular oxygen. The transcript is spliced from 3 exons.
AUGGCUAUUUAUCGUACCGCUUCUGUGCUGGUCGUUGUGCUUGUUCGUGUAUCGAGUGUACCUUCAUCCUCUCUCACGAAUUCCCGGACCAAAACUGCUCGCGGCAACGUACUGAUCUAUGGACCUAUCAUUAGAGUCUCUCCACACGAAGUCCAUAUUGUAGAUCUAGAAUUUCUUGACACUAUCUACUCCUCGUCGAAGGCACGGAACAAGGACCCCUGGCGCGUUAAAACCCUCGACGUCGCGCAGUCUGUCGGCGACUCCGCUGAUCAUGAGCUUCACCGAAGGCGAAGAGCGUCGUUAGUCCCUUUCUUCAGUAAGCCCGCUGUGAGUAAGAUCGAGAGGGUCAUCAAACAGAAGCUUUACAGUCUUCACGAUGUGUUUGAUGUGUACAAAUUUGAAGGAAGACCGAUCAAUCUCUGCGAUCUCUAUUUUGGCUUUACACAGGACAUUGUGAAGAAUUACUGCUUUGGACACGACGAAGAACUUAUUAGCGACAUGGGAAGAGCGAAGCAAGCGCGUAACCAGCUGACAACUUUCAUGAUGCAUUCUCACAUCAACGUCCAUUUCGGGUGGAUCAAUCGCACGUUGCGCAAACUACCCGCCGCUAUGCUAAAGUUCGCCAGCCCGGGACUCUACGAGUUUCAAUCAUUUGCGAAGAAGCUCUUCGGACUCAUUUUGCUCGUUCUCGAUGAACAAAACAAGACGACAGCUAAUAGGUCUGAUGGGCACGCGAUUCCGACACUCUUCCAUGAGCUACGUGACUCUAAUCUUCUCCCAGCGGGGGACAAGACUGCUACACGGCUCCUCAACGAGGCCAUUCUCAUCGUGACUGCUGGAUCUGAAUCUUUGCACAAGUCGUUGUUCAUUAUCCAUUAUCAUCUUUUGGACAAUCCAGAUGUUUUGCGCAAGCUUCGAGCUGAGCUACGCCUUGUUGCUAUAGAUGCGUCAUGGAAUGACCUGGAACGUCUACCGUACCUAACUGCUGUUAUAGCAGAGGGAAACCGCUUGAACUUUGGUCUGACCGGUCGGAACUCCAGGAAUGCCCCGCACGAGGAUCUCAAGUACGGAGAGUAUGUCAUUCCAGCAGGCACUCCUAUGUCCACAAUGAGCAUGUUUGUAAAUUGUAACGAGGAACUUUACCCGGACCCGUGGACGUUUAGGCCGGAGCGCUGGCUCGAUGGAGUGGCGAACGAAAGACGUAAAUUCAUGAUGUCUUUUGGGAAAGGCGCUCGAAGAUGCCUCGGGGUCAACCUAGCUCACAUGAUCAUGUACAAGACGAUAGCUAAGGUCUCAACUUACAACCUCGAUCUAUACCAGACUGACGCCCGAGAUGUGAUAUUCCUGCACGAGUACAUGACAGCGCAGCCGCGGCUUGACUCCAAGGGCGUGCGAGCAGUGGUGAAAGAUACACGAUACAUGGAUGAUUGUAAUAAGGGGUUUCACUGA